GCCGCGUGCUCAUUGUCAGAUGCGAGAAACUCAAAGUGAGCAAUGACGCACUCUGCUUAUCAGUGCACCGGGUUCGCGAACUCGCCUGUCGUAGCCAGCCAGCAGCCAUUCUUCUGGAUUCUGUGUAGUAACUCGAGGACCAACGCGCAAUUCAGUGCACAGGCAAUGUCCGAGCCUGAAUCUGAGAACGUGAGCGAGAUUCCCGUCGUGGACGAGGGCUUUGGGGUUGGAGAGUCUAGCCCGCUCGACGGUCUGGCCGAGCCCAUUCUUGCCGUCGAUUCGCUUCCCGAGGCCGAGAACGCGUGGGGGGAGGAGGCUGUUGAGGAUGCGACUGUUGGGGAGGCAGGCGUGGAGGAGGUGAAGGCAGAUGUCGUUCUUGACAAAGAAGAAGUGCCGUCGGAAGUACCUGCGGAGGAUGGGCAGGGUACGCCCGACGAAGGCACUGUCACUGUCGACUCAGCAGAGGCUGAUGCUGUGGAACCAGCAAGCAACGAGAGCAGUGCGCAGGAGGAACCUGAGUCUGCAGAGCAUCAGAACGAGCAGCCUGAAGAACCAGCAGCGAUUGUCGCAGAAUCGGAAGCAACGAACGAGACAGAGACCUCAGAGUCUCCCGCUACUCCCAAAGACACAGCAGAGGAUCCGUCACCCGAGACUGCUGAGCCCAAGACCGAGGCCGAGGCGCCGUAUACGACUGCUUCAUCCAAGCUAUUUGGUGACGACGACAAGCUGUUUACAGACGACGUUGAUCCGGACGCGCCGGAAGACGACGCAGAGGCCGAGGAUGAUAUUCUCGGGCCUUCCAAGCCGGCUGUGCCCAUCGCGGUCUCAAGCUGGACCACAAAGAAGCGGCCACCGCAGCAUCCUGAGAUUCCAGUCGAGAUCCUGACGAGCUCGAGCGCCGUCGAACCGAAAGCGAGGGCGUCGCCGGCGAAGGAAUCAGGCCCGGCCAAAUCGUUUUCGAGAAUACCUGCGAUUCCGGAGCCGAAGCAGAUCGAUCUUGCGGCGGCGGCUGAGGUCUAUGACGAGGAUGAUGAGGACGACGUGUUUGCGAAGCCUGUUCCUGAAGCAGCGGUGCCUGUACCUCCGGAGCCGCAGGCUGAUGCGUAUCAGGAUCUACCUCCAGAGCUGGUAGCCAUGGCAGACAGAUUCGUUGAGAGCAUACGUGAAAUCGCGCCAUCGGGUGCUCUAUCUCCAGAAAGACUCUCGCAGCUAUUCCAGGAUUUCUACGUGACCGUGCAAGACAAGGCCGCAGCGAUGCUCCGGCGAAGCAAUAUGCGUCGUACGUAUGAAGUCCAAAUGGUCUCAUUUGAAGAGAUGGCGCGGAAGAAGCGCGAGCGGAAACAAAAGGAACACCAAAAAGUCCUCUACGAAGAGCUGGUGGAGAGAAAAGUCUGCAGCGAGUGCUACGAUGAUGUUUUCAUGUACAAUGCGAGCGACGAUGAGCCCAAAGAUGAGGCGUUGGCGACGAAGAUUGCGGCUUUGAAAGUGAUCAAUAUCGACAUGGAGCACUUGGGAGUUCCCGAGCUUAAAGAUGUCGAUUUUAACACUCUUCUGGGGCCCGCUAAGAAGGAGCUGGUUUCCUUGGCUGAGAAACGGUCUCCCAAGGAAAAACUGCAGGUGCUCAUCUCUGUUCACAAGCAUAUCGUUGACGUGCUGUCGAAUGUAAAGCAGUCCAACGGAGCUAUGGGCCAGUCCGGCGCUGACUUUGUUCUUCCGACUCUCAUCUACUGCGUGAUCCAAGCAAACCCGCCCCACAUCUCAUCCAACAUGGCGUUCAUCCAGCGCUUCCGAUCGACCAAGACGAUAAAUGGCGAAACCGCGUACUGCCUGACGAAUUUCGAGGCGGUCGUCGCGUUCCUUGAGACCGUGGACCUGCAGACCUUGAAUCUCGACUCGAUCGAUAUUCCGUCGCUGCCCCCGGUUCCCGAAGAGCCGAAGAUCGUCGAUCCGCUGAUUGCGGCAUCCGAACCGCCGCCACUCCCCUCUCCUCGCUCUACUUCUUCCCCGUCGCCAUCGCCGCUCUCUCCUUCUCUAGGCGGCGAAAUGCUCCAGCGUAAACCGUUGACGUCCUCCGCGUCUUCGGUUCGCUCUGCAUCCUCAGCCUCGAGCUCGGUCUCAAACAGCAGCAAGAAGCCAGUUGCCUUCUCAUCCGUCCCGCCGCCGCCUGCAAAGGACUCGAUCAAAAACGUCGCACCCGUGAAACCGAUGCCGGCCGACACCAACCGCCGGGCAAGCGCGUCGAUUUUCGGAAACGCUACAUUCGUGCAGGCGCCGAACGGGCCUAAAGCGCCUGAGAAAAUCAGGGUGGCGAAACAGACUGGUGGUGGUGUUAAUGCGCCGGUUGUCGUCAGCGCGUCGAGCAGUACUGGCGGGGCGGCUGCUAGUGCGCCAUCUUCUUCUUCAUCGCGGCGAUCGUUUUAUCCCACGGGACUGACUGCCUCGGUUGGAAGUACGGCUGAUUCGGGAAUCAGGUCGAUCAGCUCGACGUUUGAGACAUCCUACAAAUUCUUGUUUGGAAACAAGGAUAAUGAGAAAGCGUCGCCUAAGCGCGAGGUAGCAAUGCGAGGAAACAACAACGUCGAAGCACUUGAGCGACGAACUAAAGAAGUCCUGCAGCAGUCGUCCCAGGUUAUCUCGACCUACGCCGAGGGCAAGAAGCGGGAGCAGCAGCAGGAGAUAAGUCCGCCACGGACGUCGUCCAAGGCCGGCAGCGCUGAGCCAGAGCCUGCGCAGCCGGAGUUGCCUGCCGCGCAUAUUCUUCCAAAGAGUCGGAAGCAGGCGGCUGGAGAUGCGUCGUUUGGCGCAGAGGGAAAGGUGGCGUCGAGUAGCAGUAGUAUGCGACGAGGCGGGUCGAAUGAUAGCCGUGUCUCGCCGGUGAUGGAUGACGGCGAUCGUCCUCGAACACUAAUGGACAGCGUCCGCCGCUUCGCAAGAUCGGGCUCCAACCCAUCCGGCAUCAUCGACCAACAACCCCCGUCCUCACCGCAGCUUCCAAAGUUAUCCAAGCCGAAAUUCGACGACGAGACGCUUGCCGACGCCAGCACGCUAGAUGCGGCGCAGGUAGACGAGCUCGUGAAGGAUUAUCAGCGAAUGGUGGAGUACUUGAAGACGAUCUCUGCUUUUGAGGAGUGAGGAGUGAGGAGUGGAGCACGGCCGCGUGUGUAAAUAGGCAUAGAAACUCAUUUUUUUGGUCUUUGUUUUAUUCAUUUUGAUGUUGUAUUGAGUUGCCGCAUUUUUGAGUAGUUGGAUGUCGAUCGCUUCUUUCUCUUGGGAAAGAUGAGAGGGCACUAAUAGCAGUAUUCCUAGUUGUUUUUCUCUCUUUGGAUAGAAUA
This is a messenger RNA of Myxozyma melibiosi, 3332 nucleotides long. RefSeq lists its product as uncharacterized. The coding region runs from base 43 to 3132 and encodes 1029 amino acids. The record is from RefSeq and is a predicted model, not a curated record. Gene Ontology annotation, biological process: vesicle-mediated transport. Lineage: Eukaryota; Fungi; Ascomycota; Lipomycetes; Lipomycetales; Lipomycetaceae. The transcript has 3 exons. Gene Ontology annotation, cellular component: cytosol; endocytic vesicle. Gene Ontology annotation, molecular function: small GTPase binding; guanyl-nucleotide exchange factor activity.